AUGGGUCUGCUGGACGCGAAGAAGCACAGCACGGAAGAGACAAGUGGAAUCUUCUCCCUUGGCGUCUACUUCUGGCUCAACCGGAUGUUCUUGGCGGGAUACAACGAGGUCUUGACGCUUGAGGACCUCGCCGCCCCGGCCCUGAGCCAGAGCGGCACAAUAGCCACGCUCGAAUCAGUCUCCGGCUGCGCGGCCGUCGUGUCCACCACCGCGAUCUGCAGCACCUGCAUGACCGUCGACUGCGUGGUCCCGGCGACCAUCACGGCCGGGUGCGGCACCUGCCCGGAUACCCCGCCGACCAUCUACCGCUCGUACGGAUGCGACGAAGGGUGCGGGGCAGAAGGCCUGGGCGGCUGCAAAACGGUGUACAGCGUCGUCACGGCCAGCGGAGACGAUGGCGAGUGUGACGGCGGCGGCGGCGGGGAUGAUGAUGGGUCUCCUGCCCCGACGACUACCGGUUCGGAUGGACACGGCCCCACCACGCCAACAACGACGCAGAGCGAGACCGAGGUGACUGCGCUGCCGACUCCGAGUGGGUCGUCGAAUGGGACCGAUGGCCAGGUUACGGCGCCGGUUAGUACGGCCGGGGCGGCUGCGCGGCUGAGGCCGUUCCGGUUGUGGUAGACUUUGUUUAUUAGCAAGGGACGAGGCGGAGGUUGUGUUGGGUUUUUUAGUUAGUUGUGGCUGUUGUCGUUGGGGAUAAUGAUAAUGGAUUGGAGGCCAAGAAUUGGAGCCGAUUGUUUGCAUGUUUCGGAGCCACGAAGAGGAGAGCGUGGCGCAUCAGAUACAGAUUAAUGCUCCUGAGAUGUCUAUUGACGCACUCAUGACGAAAGAUUCCUUACGUAUGCACCUGGAAUCCUUUAUUAUCGAUUAUACAAAUCGCCGUUUAUUC
This is a messenger RNA of Chaetomium strumarium, 892 nucleotides long. RefSeq lists its product as uncharacterized. The record is from RefSeq and is a predicted model, not a curated record. The transcript has 2 exons. NCBI's taxonomy places the organism in Eukaryota, Fungi, Ascomycota, Sordariomycetes, Sordariales, Chaetomiaceae. Bases 1 to 624 code for a protein of 207 amino acids.